Messenger RNA from Mizuhopecten yessoensis (Yesso scallop), 2614 nucleotides. RefSeq names its product receptor-type tyrosine-protein phosphatase U-like. NCBI's taxonomy places the organism in Eukaryota, Metazoa, Mollusca, Bivalvia, Pectinida, Pectinidae. The record is from RefSeq and is a predicted model, not a curated record. Gene Ontology annotation, molecular function: protein tyrosine phosphatase activity. The coding region runs from base 66 to 1220 and encodes 384 amino acids. The transcript is spliced from 10 exons. Gene Ontology annotation, biological process: protein dephosphorylation.
AUGAAGAGCGACAGAUCCAUCAGUUUCACUUUACGAAAUGGCUUGACCAUGGAACUCCGGACGAGAUGGAGCUCGUCCUCUUCGUCCGUCGUGUGACGACAUACAGAACACACCUGACGGGACAGAUGAUUGUACACUGCAGUGCUGGCAUUGGGAGGACUGGUACUUUUAUCGGUUUAAAUGCGCUGCUUUCUCGUGGCAAGAAAACAGGAAAGGUUGACAUCCCCAGGUACAUUGGAACCAUGAGGAAUGGCAGAAUGAACAUGAUCCAGACAUGCGAACAGUACAUCGCCUUGCACGAAUUACUUGUAGAAGGAUUCAAUUUACAAGAAUCACUCAUUUUUCGAGUGAAUUUCCCUGCUGUUCUGGCAACAAUGUGUCCUACGAAUACACCAGCGAAUCAGACAAAGAUUCAUCAGGAAUUUAAGGCGUUAACAGCACUUACUCCAACCUACUCGCCGAGUUGCUUUAAGGCUGCAUUACUGGCAGAAAAUUUAGAAAAGAACCGGAAUAAUGACAUCCUAGCAGCGGACAAGUUCAGACCCUUUCUCCAGUCACAAUUACCGAACGUAACAGAUUACAUCAAUGCUGUAAUGAUUCAGUCACACACUUCGAUGACGGGAUAUCUGAUGACACAGUUUCCUCUAAUGGACACCAUCGAUGACUUCUGGACAAUGGUGUUUGACUACAGCUGUGAAAACAUCGUCGUGCUCGGAAAACCAACAGAAAAAGAGGAUUGGCUUCUAGAGAAGGGCGGAGACUUUGCUGCAGGAAAUGCCAUUUCAGUAACAAAAAUGCAGGAUCGAUCUCCAGACACCGAGUUGGAUAUUGUAGACUACCAAGUUGAAAGGGAGCGAUCCGGCAAUGAGAGUGAGACUAUCAGGAUCUUCAGCCUGUCCCAGUGGUCAUCGGACUCUUUACUGCCUUCAUCUGACUCGUCUCUUCUCCAACUUUUGGAACAGCUAGACAGUCGGCGACGUUCAGACAACACAAGACCUGUUGUUGUCAUGUGUCGGGACGGUUGUACACAAAGUGGACUGUUCUGUUGCAUAUCAAAUAUCAGAGAUCAAAUGAAGAUGGACGAGGAGGUGGACAUAUUCCAAACAGCAAGGCGGUUAAAAAAGCGACGACCAGAGGCGCUAGAAAAUGUUAAACAAUACCAGUACUGUUACAACAUUCUGGGGCUAUAUCUAGAUUCAACAGACGUGUACGUCAACUGAACAGAACUCUAUCCGUGUAUAGUGUUAUACGCCAAUUGUAUAUAAAUGAGUACAUAUGUAUUGCUACACUAAAUAUGUUGAUUUUGAUUGAGUCCCUGCAUCUUAAAAGAAGGCUUUCAAAUAGUUGCUUCCUCUCUUCGUUGUUUCAGUGAUUAUCAUAAACAACACUCAUAUAGUGAUAUCCUUCACGUGUGGAUAUCAUUUUAUAUACAUGUACAGUACCAAAAACUUGUUCAUCUUAUUGAGCCGAACUAAGGUGAUGUAAACGUUCCCAACUACAAGAAUAUUAAUUGAAUACAACUCAAUAUUGAUUGUGUCAUGACAGUGGAACAACAUAUUUGUUUAAUUUAACAGAUUUGCGUUUCAACUGAUCAAAGACAAUGUGUAUUGGAUAUAAUCCUACUUGAAGUAAAGAGCGCGUAUCAUUCGUCUGAAUACAAAACACAAUGUGAACAAUUACUGUAUAUGCAUCAUUUUAUUGAGAAGGUGUUUCCUAUAUAACAUUAAUAGAAUAAUUCAUUUGACGGUUUACGCACAUGACUUUGAUUUUCAAUUUAGUAGUAUUGAAUGUCUGUUAUAUUGAUAGGGCAUUUAUAUGUAUCUGUGUUUUACUUUAGAAUUCCAUGUGACAUUGUAAAUAUUUGACAAUUCGAAUCCCUUUCUCAAGCCGCCCCCCCCAUCCACCCCCUCCCCAUCUAUCUCUUUUUCUCUCCCUGUAUUACAUAAUGAUGAUGAUGAUGAUGAUGAUGAUGAUGAUGAUGAUGUACAAGUCAUGAAGGUGUAAUAUAGAACGUACAGACUAUAUUUUUACAAAUCAACUGCAUUAAUCAGGCUCCAUUAACAGUAUAACUUAUAAACAUUUUAAAUGCUGAGUUAAGUGGAUACAAUAUUGACCUGUUUCGUUACAAAUUAACUACUGGCCUAACCAAAAACGAGCAUAAUGAGUAGACCAGAAGCGAGGCAAACAACAGUAAAUACGUAUCUUUUUCUAAUGCCCCGAAACAUAGUUAUUUGGUUCGAUUGUUAACACUGCAGGCUUUUGAUAUCUUGAAAUGAAACUUCUUAUUCGAGUUUACCUGAUGCAAACAUUAUGUUUUUCUUUGUACGUACUUAUUAAAAAAAAAGACUCUAUAGAAAUACUUUAAAAUACAAUGGAAAGAUAUUUUAUAUUUUGUACGCAACCGAGGAAAACUAUUUUCCUCCAUACCUCCCAUCGUCAAAUUAUUUAAUCCGCAUAUUACCUUAACAAGCCAAAAUAUUUUGUUCGAGUUGCUGCCCUUUUGAUACAAUGCGAUAAAAACCAACAAAGAUAUCGGUGACGAUGAGCAUUUUACACUUUAUACACUCAUCUGAGUAUAAUUAAAAACAAAUAUAUAUUGAUAUAAUAUUUAUGA